AUGGACACUGACCCAAACGGGAGGCGAUAUUUCCUAGAUCGACUUCCUAAUCGAUUGUUCGCGCGUCCGUCGCUCAAGGCAUUGCUCGGUGUCCACAGUGGAAUAGGUGCUGCGUGGUGUUCGUUCUCCGUGGCUGCGCUCAGGACGCACCAGGUGUCAGCCGCGCGACCCAAGGGCGAACCUCCAUCAAGCCAGGACCAGCUCUUGGAGACGGCCGCUCCAGCCACCAACCACACCACCUUCUGCGCACGGAGGGAUGCCAAGGGAAGCACAGCCUGUGACACACAGUCCAAGGGGCCCUUGGGUUCUCAGAGGCACUGUGGGGGGCACAACUGA
Messenger RNA from Knipowitschia caucasica, 336 nucleotides. NCBI's taxonomy places the organism in Eukaryota, Metazoa, Chordata, Actinopteri, Gobiiformes, Gobiidae. The record is from the annotation of a GenBank genome assembly.